GUACAACUAGGUAUAGCUAAUGUUUCUCGUGAGUUAAAGCCAAACAAGUUGCCAAUAACAUUGAACCUAAACGGAAAGAGUUCAAAAAAAGAAAAAAAGCGCAGCCCUAUUCAUCCGUCGGAGUUGUGGUCUCUGCGCACAAGCUGGAGUCUGAGUCCGUUUUUCUUGCCGGAUGAUUGUGAAUAUGCGACAACGAGCAACGAGCAGCAGCGAAUAGGGAAGGGAACGAUCGAGCAAGCCGUCGGCGAAGGUAGCGAAGCUAGAUCGAAGAAGGAGAAGGUAGCGCACUUAAGCCCAGAAGGAAAGAAAACGACGGCUGUACCGUGCGCACGGUACAGCCGGAGUAGUUCUCUGUUCCCUAUUUUGCUUCGGCUCUUCAGUUUCAUACAGUGAUCUGCCUAUCUCUUCGUUUCGGUCUGCGUUCGUUUAACAGUAAUGGAGUAAUGCCUCCCCUCCACACAAUUAUUAAUAAAAGCUCUUCCUAAUCAGCAGACUGUGGACUACCCAAGCUUCAAGCUUGUCAUAGUUGGUGAUGGAGGGACUGCAAGGAAAAACUACAUUUGUGAAGAGGCAUCUCACUGGUGAAUUCGAGAAGAGAUAUGAACCUACCAUUGGUGUUGAGGUUCAUCCUCUGGACUUCCAAACAACCCAUGGAAAGAUCCGCUUCUACUGCUGGGACACAGCUGGACAAGAGAAGUUUGGAGGACUCCGUGAUGGUUACUACAUUCAUGGUCAAUGUGCAAUUAUUAUGUUUGAUGUUACUGCACGGUUGACUUACAAGAAUGUUCCCACCUGGCACCGUGAUCUUUGCAGGGUUUGCGAAAAUAUUCCCAUUGUUCUUUGUGGAAACAAAGUUGACGUCAAGAACAGGCAGGUGAAAGCAAAGCAAGUUACAUUCCACAGGAAGAAGAAUUUGCAGUACUAUGAGAUCUCUGCGAAGAGCAACUAUAAUUUUGAGAAGCCUUUCUUGUAUCUUACCAGGAAGCUUGCUGGGGACCCCACUAUUCAAUUCAGCGGUGACAUUGCUCUGCGUCCUCCAGAAGUACAAAUUGACCUUGAUGCACAACAAUUGCAUGAAAGAGAGCUAGAAGAUGCAGCUAACAUGCCACUUCCCGAUGAUGAUGAUGCAUUCGAAUAGUGUUCUUUUUGUGUGUGA
Molecule: messenger RNA, 1156 nt
Organism: Cuscuta epithymum
Lineage: Eukaryota; Viridiplantae; Streptophyta; Magnoliopsida; Solanales; Convolvulaceae
Source: the annotation of a GenBank genome assembly